AACUGUUGACACGUCUUUGUCCGGGGUCCAUCAUGGACCUUUUGUAUGCAUUUAAAUGCUGACUGUACUGACAGAAGCGAGGUCGUCUUUGCCAUCGUUGGCACCACUUGGGAGCAAAACCUUUUGCUGCGAGUUGGGAAUAAGAGCCAGUCGUCUGUAGCUUUAUUUGAAGCAGAGGAUUUGUCUGUCUGUGGUUUGCACCCUGGAGUGAAUCAAACGUAACGACUCGCAGAUGUUUUUCACGACUUUGUUGGUGUGCACAUUGCCGUGGCAACGCAACUAAUAAGGAUGCUGAGUUAAGCAUGGGAUCAGCUGAAAGCACAAAGAGAAAGCGAAAAUCAGCGUAUCUGAGCAGCGCCCGGGGCGAAGUGAAUUCCUGCACAAGCAUGGCAGACCAGAAAGACAACAUAAAUGACUUUAAAGUCCAGACAGCUAAGCAUCCAAGCAUCACGUCGGUGCCUUUACGGCCGCACGGCGACCAUCCUAGAGACCGGACAUCCAAAAGGCUUUCAUCUGACUCCAACGGGACCAGUGAAGGAGGUGUGGGUUCAUCCACACCAGUGGAGAUAACCGCUUUAGAAGAGUCGUUUCGACGCUUUGCCAUCCACGCUGACACGCGUGCUACCGGCAAGGAGAUGCACGGCAAGAACUGGUCCAAGCUCUGCAAGGAUUGCGGUGUGAUCGACGGCAAGAACGUCACCCUCACUGAUGUGGACAUCGUCUUCAGCAAAGUCAAGAAGAAAUCCUGUCGCACCAUAACAUAUGAUGAGUUCAAGGUUGCUCUGGGAGAGCUGGCGAGGAAAAAAUAUAAAGAAAAAACUGGAGAGGAGGCAGAAGCGGAAGUGUUUAAGCUGAUUGAGGGGAAGGCACCAGUGAUUGCCGGAGUCACGAGAGCAGUUGCGUCUCCAACGGUGAGCCGUCUUACGGACACCACCAAGUUUACGGGAUCCCACAAGGAGCGUUUUGAUGACACCGGCCGUGGGAAGGGUAAGGCGGGACGAGUCGACAUCGUUGACACAUCCGGAUACGUCUCGGGAUACAAACAUCAAGGCUCAUAUGAAAAGAAAGUCUCUAAACCCACCUCAACCAAACCCAUGUGAGGAACAACAACAAGGAGAUAAACAUUUUGCCGACUAGGAUAAUUUUCUAUUCAAUGAAAGCACAAAAGAAUAGGAUUUCAUAUCUUUCCUCCACUCCCAAACUCAUCUAUUUUGUGUGUGUGUGUGAGAGAGAGAGAUAUUUUUGAGUUGCUCUCUUGGUGACGUGUGAGAACUGGAAAACUGUUUACAUUGAUUUCUGCAAAGUCAUCACCAGCUGGUACAUUCCUGUCCAAUAGCGACUUACUGCCGAAGGCUGAAGAGCACAAACGUAAGAAAAGUUUUGAAGCUUCACUGUUACGAUCAGGCCUUUAUGUAUUUAUUCAGCACAACAAACAAGCCAAGAAAAACAAAAGUGGACAAGCGUUUGAUGAAUUAUCAACCAUGUAUUAUUAUUUAGAAUGUUUCUAUUGCCACAUCCAGCUGAAACAAUUUGGUUUGUUUUGGAGCAUGUGAACAAUAAUUAGCACAAAUUAUGAAAAGAUUACGAGUGUUUAUUUCUUGUGAAGACCAGUAUUUAUAGCUCCAAAUUUAAUGUUGUCUUUCUGCCAUCUUGUCUUGUCAACUGCUGAGUCUUAAUGAAAUCUGUUAUUAUUUGCUUACACUCGUUUAAAUAACUUGUCUUCAGCUCCAACUAGGAAAAUUAGGUUAAAGUGGCGUGUCUGAAUUUUCAACGACAUCUAACGAAAACUUUAUAAUCUGGGCCUCGUUUCAUAAAGCAGUCUAAUCUUUAAGUCUACUAAACUUACUUGGUCAAAUAAGGUUAGUUGCCCCACAUCAGUAGCCUAAUCUCCAUUUCACAUCGAUGGCUAAAGCUGUAAAUUAGCCGUCUAAUGUUAGUCGACAGUUUUCAUGGGCAUAAGCGGCUUCGCCAGUGCCGUUGCCGAGAAACGCCGAAUAUGUUGGUUGUCUGCUACAAACAUGGCCAAGUCCGCCACACCACUUGGCGUUUGUAAACAUCUCCAGUGGAUUAUUUCAAUCCCCGAACACCUGCUCUCACAGCAAGGCUCUCCUUCCUUCCUGCUCCAUCAAGUGGUGGUACACGAUAGCUGCCAUUUUUGAGGUAAAACACUGAAGUUUUGUCAACUAAAAUAAGAUUAGCCUCCUCUGUACCAGGCUAAUACGAAACUUUAGCCGACUAAGUGCUUUGUGCAAUGACUAUCAUCAAAAGAUUAGUUGACAAAGUGAAUUUAGUCAACUAAAUAAGAUUAGAUGGCAUUGUGAAACCGGGCCCAGGUCAGCAAUAUAAAAGUAUAACUUUAGUUACAGCACCUGAUCAUAUUCAUGAUGGUGGUUCGCGCUGAUGUGUCUGCAUUUCAGGCCACGAGUGCACACUUGGAAAGAGGGAGGGACCAAGGUUUAGUUUGAAAUCUCAACACGAUGUCGUUGAAAUUUCUGUCAUGUUGCUUUAAGGUUUUGUCAACGUUAUCUGUUUUGUUUUUUCUCUUUGUAAAUAUGGGUGAAUCUACCAAAUGGAACAUUUGUGACCUCCGUCAUGCCUUGCUUUUCUGAAUAUGUG
Thalassophryne amazonica is the source of this 2616-nucleotide messenger RNA. Its product is annotated as tubulin polymerization-promoting protein. Gene Ontology annotation, biological process: positive regulation of protein polymerization; microtubule bundle formation; microtubule polymerization. The transcript is spliced from 5 exons. Gene Ontology annotation, molecular function: tubulin binding. Lineage: Eukaryota; Metazoa; Chordata; Actinopteri; Batrachoidiformes; Batrachoididae. The record is from RefSeq and is a predicted model, not a curated record. The coding region runs from base 303 to 1100 and encodes 265 amino acids. Gene Ontology annotation, cellular component: microtubule.